This is a messenger RNA of Drosophila persimilis, 501 nucleotides long. RefSeq names its product N-alpha-acetyltransferase 38, NatC auxiliary subunit. The record is from RefSeq and is a predicted model, not a curated record. NCBI's taxonomy places the organism in Eukaryota, Metazoa, Arthropoda, Insecta, Diptera, Drosophilidae. The transcript has a single exon. Gene Ontology annotation, cellular component: NatC complex. Bases 89 to 427 code for a protein of 112 amino acids.
CUUUGCGGAUUUCCUGCAAGUUGUGUGUUGGAACGACCAGAAAGUGGGCUUUGGUUAUUAAUAAUAGUGCACAUCAAAUUCGAUUGGUAUGGCUGAUCCGAGUGAGAACAUAUACAACUUGACUUCUGGCCAGGGGACGACCAUGACGCCCUUGUACACGAUCAUGAUGCACGCAGAACUGGAUGGCCAGAAGCAGCUGGGACCGGAAAUGGCGGAGCUGCUGGAGUGGCUGGGACGCUGCUUGAAGAUUGUCAUUUCGGACGGACGUGUCCUGAUGGGAACGUUUCUGCAAACGGAUGUUGAUGUCAAUAUAGUCCUCGGCAACUGUUCCGAGUAUCCGGUGGGGAAUGGACUGCCCAAAUUCUUGGGCACCGUAAAAGUCCCAUGCGAGCACAUUGUCUGCAUGUGCAUCCACGGGGGGCCAUAAGCCCCAAAGGCGCAGUACAGUACAGUCCAGACCUUUCUUAGAUUCAAUUCAACCGAAUAAACUUGUAUUUGAAA